UUGUGUUGUUUUUGAUUUUAAUUCAUUGUUUUUUGUUUUUCAGAUGCAGGCCACCAGGAGGAAGCGGGCCUACCUGCGGGAGGCCAAUGCGUGGCUGCGGUGGGAGGACGAGGAGGGUGAAACCCUGGAAGGCGAAAAUAUUUUCGCCAUCCAGGAUUUGCACGCCAGGGCCGCGAAAUGGUUGGCGGAUGCGGAGGACGAGGCCUACCUGGCCGGAGCCCGUUGGGAGGGAGGUGUCGGCCCAGACACCCCGAGAGCGCGGUGGGUCCGCGCUGUGAGGCGCGAGUCGCGCCAGUUCGAGGCCGAGGGCGAGCAGGUGCUCGUCCUAUACGACGUCGAGGAUGCCUGGGCGCUGAGGAUCCUCUUCGGGGAGGAGUCCGCCCAGCCUGACCUGACGGAGGAGGACUGGUCCCUGGAGCAGUGGGACUGA
Messenger RNA from Diachasmimorpha longicaudata, 430 nucleotides. RefSeq lists its product as uncharacterized. The transcript has 2 exons. The record is from RefSeq and is a predicted model, not a curated record. The coding region runs from base 44 to 430 and encodes 128 amino acids. NCBI's taxonomy places the organism in Eukaryota, Metazoa, Arthropoda, Insecta, Hymenoptera, Braconidae.